This is a messenger RNA of Gamsiella multidivaricata, 502 nucleotides long. Its product is annotated as Tom7-domain-containing protein. Lineage: Eukaryota; Fungi; Mortierellomycota; Mortierellomycetes; Mortierellales; Mortierellaceae. The transcript has 3 exons. Gene Ontology annotation, cellular component: mitochondrial outer membrane translocase complex; mitochondrial outer membrane. Gene Ontology annotation, biological process: protein insertion into mitochondrial outer membrane; protein import into mitochondrial matrix. The record is from RefSeq and is a predicted model, not a curated record. The coding region runs from base 152 to 304 and encodes 50 amino acids.
GUUAAAAAGGGUUCCCCAGUCCUUUGACCCAAAAGCCACUCGAUUUUGUCAACACGGAAAGCGUUCACCCCGCCCAUUACCGUUUUCGAACACUCUCGACUCCACCUUUUGCAUCCCAUCCCUUUCUCGACUGCAUAUACAUUUAUUCACCAUGAACCACGAGACAAAGGAAGCUAUUCUCAAGGCCACCGAGGUUGUCAAGACCGUCGUCCACUUUGGCUUCAUCCCAUUCGUGAUCUACCUCGGAUUUACCCGAAGCGACCCCAAGCCCUCGUUGAUCCGCCUCAUCCUUCCCUUGGCUUAAAUAUGUACAGGAGCUCAGGAUGCGACGACAGCGGGUAGCAGCAAAAGGACGAAGACGAGAAGGAGGAGGAGAAGGAGGGCAUCCAACAUCUUAUUGCAGAUCAUGAUGGAGCCAUAACAGAACUUUACUGGACACCCACCGAGCAACUAUCUAUGCUCAAAAUAAAUAAAAAACGACAUUCGCACAGAAGUAGACCAC